Messenger RNA from Fulvia fulva, 573 nucleotides. RefSeq lists its product as uncharacterized. NCBI's taxonomy places the organism in Eukaryota, Fungi, Ascomycota, Dothideomycetes, Mycosphaerellales, Mycosphaerellaceae. The transcript has a single exon. Bases 1 to 573 code for a protein of 190 amino acids. The record is from RefSeq and is a predicted model, not a curated record.
AUGCCUAGAUGGCGCUUAUAUCCGACUGCGGGAUUGGCCAUCCCGAAGAAAGACUCUUACGACCGCAGUCAGCUCAUUGCACCACACUUCGCGUACACUCCUGAGCUUGUGCCAGUCGACCUUGCAUACGACUACUAUGGCACGCAACACCAAUCUGUUAUAUGGAAACCGAUCACUCGAGACAUCGAUCGUCAGGCUCGCGGGCUAUACCGCAAGCACGACCUCCAGUUCAGUAGCUCGAGCAAAGCUGGGCUGUAUAUAGCGGGCGACAACGAAGAUUUACAAGACCAAGCCCGCGAUCGUAUGAUGCUGCUGGUAAUUGAGCUUGCGGGAUCAGACUGCCGUCGAUGGCAGGACAUAGAUGAAGACGUGAGAGCGAUUAUCAAACGCUUGGAGAGACACUGCGGGCGGGACCCUGGAGUCUGCGUGCGAUACUAUGUGCAUCAUACUCUGACGGCACGAAACGAGAGACGUCUAGCAAAUCCCGUACGCCAUCCCGAGCCUCCACUAUCGCCGCUGCUCGAUCCGUACGGACACGACCACCCAUCAGUCAGGAAGGAUCGACGCCUGUGA